CAGAGACACACGGGAGCAGGCUAAUUAAGCUCAAGUGGAGACUUGCGACUGGUCAGGACGCACAGACCCCAUCCUGUUCUCUGACAAAAAACAUAUUCCUGUCAAUUCAUUGGACACUUUACAUGUCACCUUUUCUUCCCAUGCAUUUUCUCAAACAUUUUUCUCCAAGGCACUGAGAGCCAAACUAAGUGUGUGGGAUAUUUGUUUUUCUCCCCUGCUUUGGUCAUUUCUGGUUGUCAGAGUCUACACAGGAGAAGACAAACAGCUCUCUUCGCCUCUAUCUCUGACGCGGGUCAUCAGAAGGAAAAAGUCAAGUGGAUAAGACUGGUGUUUUCGUCCAGUCACAUGUAGAAGCGUUGGACUAUUGCAAUAGACAUUCAUUACUGGGUCGUUUUUUUACACCGAUUUCCCCGCAACGGCAACAUAAAGGAGGAAUACCAAGGCAUUUGGCUGCAAAAACAAGCAGAAAAUCAAUCAGAACUCCAUCAUGGGCUGCCCCCUCUUGCGGAACGCGUUUGCUGGCUUGAUCCUGGUGCUGCUGUCGAAAGCGUCCAGUGUGCACGGAGCAGAAUUCGGACACCUGCCGGACAACAUUACAGUGUUGGAAGGAGAAAGCGUCACUUUGAGAUGUCGGAUCGACGAGGAGGUGACCCACAAGGCCUGGCUGAACCGCUCCAACAUCCUGUUCACAGGGACAGACAAGUGGUCACUGGACAAGCGCGUGACGCUGGCCAACAGCAACAACAGUGACUUCUCCAUCCACAUCGACAACGUGCAAAUAUCCGACGAGGGGCCUUAUACAUGCACCUUCCAGGCCAACAACAAGCCCCGCAUCGCCCAUGUCUACCUCAUCGUCCAAGUGCCCGCCAGAAUCGUCAACAUCUCGAAAAACGUGUCUGUGAACGAGGGAGAGAAUGUAAACCUCUUCUGUCUGGCGGUGGGUCGGCCUGAGCCCACCGUCACCUGGAAAGACCAGAAAUAUGGGCUGGUGAGUGACGGGGAGUUCCUGGACAUCACAGAGAUCAAGAGGGAGCAGGCCGAGGACUACGAAUGCAUCACCAACAAUGGAGUGUCUCCACCCGAUCAGCGCAAGGUCAAGGUCACGGUCAACUACCCUCCCAUGAUCACAGACAUGAAAAACAUGCCAGUUCAUUUGGGUAAAACGACCAUCUUGCGCUGCGAAGCCAUGGCAGUCCCACCAGCCGCCUUCGAGUGGUACAGAGACGACCACAGGCCGCUAGAGAGUGACAACACCUUGAGGAUCAAAAACGAGAAGACGCGCUCGCUGUUGCUGUUCACCAAUGUGACAGAGAAACACUUUGGCAACUACACCUGCUUUGCCUCGAACCGUCUUGGGGCCUCCAACGCCAGCAUGCUGCUUUUUCGACCGGGGGCCAUUAAGGGGCGAGGAGUCGGUCUACAUGCAGGGAUGAGUGUCGGCGUGUCUGUUUGGCUUUCCCUCUCUGCUGUUCUUCUGCUGAAGGUGUAAAGAUGGAGCUCCACCUGGAAGUGUCCCUAAAUGUCCCUUAAAGCCCCCUUCCCCCUCUUCCUCCCUCUCUCCCCCUCUACGGAUGGAAGAAGGAAAUGAAAUUCUUUAAUUACGAACCCAUCACUGUGAACAAAAAGAAUAUGCAUUAUUCCAGGAGCCAUUGAAUCAUUGCAUCAAACACAACCCCAUUAAGCUCCCGCCCCCCCAACACCCCCCACACCCUCAAUUCAAUUUCGAGGUCAAACCACUGUAAUCAUAUCUUCCUCUCUUUCUCACACACAGUCUGUCUCUCUCUUUGUGUCUCCCAGAAUGCCUUGCAGAUUUGUCUGACUUGGUACUCCCCUCCUUACCGAGCUUUCCCUUCAUUAUUACCACUGGGCUGAUGUUAAUAGAGAGUGUAUAUUAACGAUUAUUGUGUCUGUGAUCAAUGAGAAAAUAGAUAAUCUAACAACUGGACGAUCAUUGAUGUAAUAUACUACAUAGACUAAUGACUGACCUACAAUGUUUGCCUUAUGGGAACGGUACAUAACAUCUCAAUACUAUGGUGGAUAUUUAUGGAAAUUAUAGUUAUAAUGUGGUACUGACGGUCAUGUGACCUUUUGAAAAAUUGUCCAGUUGGUGGCUAUGUGAAGUGUCACCCUGUGAUUACACACACACACACACACACACACGUAUGGCUUUUUACUUUUAACUGUGUAGCAGUGAAGCUGCUAUGAAUGAUGUCAAAUGUAUUUAAAAAAAAAGGGUGGGUGGUGAAGGUGUCAGUCUUAACUUCCCCUUUAUGUAAUUCGGGGGGUUUAUACCAAGGUUUCGCAUGUAGACCCCCUUACUACCCAAACCUUUUUAGACCCGUUACCCCCCGCCCCUCUGUUCAACGUGCUCUGUCUAGUCCCCCAAUGCAUCGCUAUAGUGUUUCCUGCUCUGUGUCACCCCCUUCCUCCCCCAGUCUCCCUCCCCAGUGUAAAUAAUAUGCAGUACAGAGGCCACGCCGGCGACCUCAAGUUGCCUGGCGCCGAACGACAUCUCCCAUCAGCCUCGACUACGCUCCAGUUUUCUGAAGCAGCAAGAGACUGUCAAGUGACAACUAUAUCUUCUGUUUCAAAGCUGCGACUCCAUCCUCUUUGUCGCUUGUUGAUAGCAUGUACCGGUUAGAGAUGUUCCUGUUGUGACUCCAUUCACUCCCUCCCUCCCUGCACUGUGUCCGUUUACUCUGCAAGGUUACCUGCUUUUACUUUGUUGGUGUUAAUAAUAGUACAGAUGAUGAUGAUGUUAAUAAGUAUUUCAAUAACUAUGAAUAGUAAUUCCAUGUGAGAAAAAAAAAGAACAAAAUCUGAUGGUAAUGAGCCGUGCGUGGGAAACAUAAUUUUUGUACUUACUCUGAGAAAUCACACACAUUGAACGACUACAAGAAAAAAAAAAAAAAAAAAAGACAUGUAACGUUUUUGAAGUGAUGUGCUCUAUUUUGCCAUGACAAGCUUUUUAAAAACGCAUUUGAAACAGUCUGAAGGAUUAUUUCAUCAAGUCCAGAAGCAGUGAAUGACGAUGUAAUUUAUAAUUUGUAACAGUUUAUGUAUUGGACUCUUUUUUGUCAUGCUGUUAACUGCAUCACCCACACACACACCUACUGCAUAUUUGUCCACUUAUCAUAGUUUGUCUCUCUCCGACCAGCUAGAUAAAUGAUUUGGAUCCAUGUCAGGCUCUGGUCGUGGCUGUACUGUAAGUCGGUUCUUGUUUGGCCAGACUGCAGGGAGAUAAAGAUGUAAUUAGCCAUUACCUGUGGCUGGCUAAGUGAAGGAGCCUGGGCUCCACCUGUCCCUCCUGCCAGCCAGUGAUGGCCCCCAUAAAUCAAGCUCAAUCCUGCCACUGACAGGAAUCCUCUUCAAGGACAAGCUCGCCGUGGUGCGCCGGUCCUCCCUUCAGUGUGUACCUGUGACAUGCAGACAUGGGCACUACAAACCCUCCAUGGCACAAUUAUCCAUCCACUGCCCCCGCACAGCACAAACAGUGGGAGGUAAGCCCAUAUUUCAAUACUGUGGCACUCGACUCUCCACUGAAACACUGUUCCACUCACAUGCAGCGACUAUAUGCAAAUAUGCCAUAACGAGCCUGCACGGAGAGACGAGUUUCCCCCGGCUGAACCCUGCAACCUUAAAGGGAAAUUACUCUGUAUUGAAUCAAUUGUCUGAAUGUGUUUUGUUUGAUUUUGUUUCAAACCAGCAAUAACCCCUAACUCUACUGUGCAAGAGGUAUCAGAUAUGGGUAAAGUUGUGGUGUAAUAUCUGAAAAAAAAUCACAUUAACAAGGUAUAUCAAAUAGAUCUAUUGUUGUACUUUUACUGUGUACAGUACUCGGAAAUGAUUGUGAAGCUCUGUUUAAAUGGCCCUUAAUCUAAAACAAUACAUGUUGUACUCAAAAAAGUCUUGCCCUCUGCGAUGUAUUCGGGUUGUCUCUGUGACAGAACACACUGUUUGUGCAUGCAUCUUGUUGCUCCAAAAAUAAUGAUGGAUUCCAUUUCAAGCACAAGAGCAGGUUGUUUGGUCAAUGCUUCUUUUUCUCAGUCACUUUUUUAGCCUCAAUAUCUCGGCCAUUGAUGCUGUUUGUUUUUUCUUUGGUUUUCCGCUCAAAUAUUCUAUACUGUUCCAUGUCAGCAUCCCACUGGGUCUGUCGGUGGCAUAUAACAUCUCUAUGUACAUAAUCUGUCCUUGAUGAAGAAAAAUAACAAAAAAUUGAAGAAAAUGUCAAAAUGAAAAAAAAAACACGGACAAAAAAACAAACAUUCUGUCAUGUUUCUCCAUGUGGGUUUGAAAAAAGCACGUCAAUGUUCGUGUAUGGGUGGAUUUAAAAAAAAAAAGAAACAAGCAAACAUUGUAUGUUGUGUUCAGGCUCAUGGUUGAAUGGUCCAGACGGAUGGUGAUACAAGCAAUAUGACUUGAAAUUGAGGAGUGAUUACAAACAGAAUGUGGGCAUUUGUACACACAAACAGCAAAAGAACAUGUUUUCAUGAGUCAUGGUGUAUGUAGAUGAAUCACGCUGGUGAGGAGGACUGGAGAGAGUGUAGACAAGGAGGCAGCCGAUCCCCUGGGUGCUCAAUUUGAGAGUAGAAGAGGAUGCUGUUGAGAAAGCACCCUGCACAACGGGCCUGUGGGAGGAUACCCUGACAAUACAACAAAAGCUGAGAGCCAUGGGGGAGAUGGGAUGACUGUGAACCCUCUAGUUAGAGAAGGGAGACAGGCAGGCGCUCAUAUUGCAUUUCCAAACUUGGGCACUGCGGUCCCUCCAAGGGGAUGGUGUACCACACACUAUUUAUGGUUGCGCUAUGUAAUGAAUAGCAUUAGCAUAGCCUUGAUCGCAAAACCAGUCUGGCCUACUUCAAGUGUAUAAAUAAUAACCCAACUGGGGUUCAAUGAGUUUACGGUGAUAUAAACAAGACGUUUGCUCGGCCCCUAAUUACAUUCGGCGCGCCCUGAUGAGAAAGUGUUGAUUGGCUUCUGCAGCUGAAGGUUAUGAUCUGUUUACUUUGUUAAUAAGGUGCCACGAGGCUGUUGUUUAGAGCUUGCGAAACUAGCACAUAGUGCCACUUUAACACGUAUAGCAUUGUGUGGCAGCCAUACUGUUGUUCAUGCGGAGAUUUAUUUAAUGGGUUUACAUGGGUGGAAAAGGAGUGGAAUUUAUUAGUUGUUAUUGAAUGGCACUUUUUGUUUUUCUUAACAAACCAGGGCAGUGUUAGGAGAUGGAUUUUUAUUUAACAGAGUUAGUCAAAUACUAUGAAAUACAUUGAACAGUUUGAAAGCACCGAGCCUUUUCUCAACACAUAAAUUAGCAAGAAGCAAAGCCCGGAGAAGGUAUCAAUGUACUGCUUUCUCCAUUUAGUAUGUGGCAGGCUCAUGCUGUAGCUUUUCCCACAACACCCUCCCAGAACAGAUCCCGGACCGACUUUCAAUUCUGAAUGCAAUGGUUAAUCAAUACAUUCGACCAAAUGGCUUUGGAAUAGAGCAAUUUCUCCCCGGCUUGCUUUACCAGGUCCCCAGAAGCUGAAUUGAUCAAGUGUCUAUAGACCAGCCUUAGAACAGAGAGCAUAAUUCAUCAUGCCUGAUACAAGACACUCCUAAUUGCGCAUCGAUUUCAAACCCUGCUCUGAAACUAUUUGGGCAAGCUGUAAUGUCAGCUCAGUAAACUAUAUGUGUUCAGAUCCAGGGAAUGAAGAAUUAAUCAUUUGUUUUCUAUUCAAGUCAAUCCAGGCUGGUAUUUUUUGUCUUUUCGCUACAUAAUAUCGUGUUAACCGAACAUGGUCCCUGAUGGGCUGUCACACUCUGUGCAAUUUAGUGUGUCCUGUAAGGUAACAUUUCAGUUUAUGACAGAGAUUUGCUUGCAUUUCAGUCAGCAUUCUGUAUCAAGAGGCUGGUUUGUUGUUAUAAAGAAGUUGCCUCAGCGCAAUAUACAAUAGAAAGAAAUUAUGAUGUAUAUGUAACAGAUUAUAAUUUUGUGACAAAUGGCAAAAUGUUUCAGCACCAGAGUCAGUAUACAAAUAAGCUAUAUACACAGUGAUAAUUAUAUAUGAUGAUUAUCGUUGCUCUAAAUCCCCUGCUCACGUCCCUUACAGCAAAGCACGCCUAAUUCCCAUAUAUUAUCCUAAUUAUCCAUUGUUUACCAACUAUCUACAGGCUCAUUCGGGUCUCAUGGGCAAAGUCCAUGUUGCAUGUCUAUUAGGGCCCAGUACUUUUCCAUUACCCCAGCCAAUGAGUGCAUUAGUAUACAGCAAGCUAGACAGGAUUGUGACGCGGAUAGUCUCCACAACAGUGAGCACGAGCACACGUCAGGUUCAGAUUUGUUAAUUAAAGUCGCAUGACAGUUGCAGGAUGUAGGUUUAGAUCAA
Messenger RNA from Trematomus bernacchii (emerald rockcod), 6362 nucleotides. RefSeq names its product IgLON family member 5 (gene iglon5). Gene Ontology annotation, cellular component: neuron projection. The coding region runs from base 488 to 1489 and encodes 333 amino acids. The transcript is spliced from 8 exons. NCBI's taxonomy places the organism in Eukaryota, Metazoa, Chordata, Actinopteri, Perciformes, Nototheniidae. The record is from RefSeq and is a predicted model, not a curated record.